AUGACCUCGAGAACAUCCUCUUACUCGUCCCAAGCUCCUCGCCAACCUUCGCGGCGUCCUACCCUAAACGCCGCAUUGUCGACGUCUUUGCCAGAUGCGGAUCAAGUCGAAGAUGCUGAUGUACAAGGUGCUGCUGUUGAGCGUCAAAUUGAACAGGAGAUCGCCGAGAUCAAGAGAUAUGAGGACUUCACAACAAUAGAUUGGGUUCAGGAUGCCGCUCAGGAGCGGUUACGGCGAAAAGCACGACGGAAGCGCCGACAAGCCAGUGUCUAUGACAACAGCUACGUCGGGUGGAGGAGCUGGGCCGCUGAGUCCUACGAGGCUGCCCAGGGCUGGAUUGUAGUGACGAUUAUAGGCGUCGCUAUUGGGUUAAACGCCGCUUUUCUCAACAUUGUCUCCGAGUGGUUGUCCGACAUAAAGUUGGGCCAUUGCAAGACAGCAUUCUACUUGAACGAGAACUUUUGCUGUUGGGGAGAGGAUAACGAACGUGAGGACACAGGAUGCAAUGACUGGCAACCAUGGACAGGCUUUGGUCCCAUCAACUACAUCAUUUAUAUUAUAUUCGCGACCAUUUUUGCCUGCACAGCAGCGACGCUGGUCAAAUCUUACGCGCCAUAUGCCGCCGGUUCUGGAAUCUCAGAAAUCAAGUGCAUCAUUGCUGGCUUUGUCAUGAAGGGCUUCCUAGGCUCUUGGACGCUUCUGAUCAAGUCUGUUGGCUUGCCCCUGACUAUCGGGUCUGGGCUCUCGGUCGGCAAGGAAGGACCUAGCGUGCACUACGCUGUGUGUACGGGCAACGUUAUAUCGCGGCUUUUCGCCAAAUAUAGGAGCAACGCAUCCAAGACGCGGGAGAUCCUCAGCGCUUGUGCAGCAGCUGGAGUGGCUGUUGCUUUUGGAAGCCCGAUCGGUGGGGUGCUCUUCUCCCUAGAGGAGAUGUCUAGCUAUUUUCCCCUGAAGACGCUGUGGCGCAGCUAUUUCUGUGCCCUCGUAGCCACUUCAGUGUUGGCUGCCAUGAACCCAUUUCGAACUGGCCAGUUGGUCAUGUUCCAAGUCCAUUACGAUCGUACAUGGCACUUCUUUGAGAUUGCCUUUUUUGCCAUCCUUGGUAUCUUUGGCGGUUUGUACGGCGCAUUUGUCAUCAAGUGGAACCUCAGGGUGGCUGCGUUCCGCAAGAAGUAUCUCAAGGAGUAUCCCAUCAUGGAGGCGUCCUUGUUGGCGUUCAUCACGGCCAUACUCUGCUUUCCCAAUGCGUUUCUACGGAUAGAGAUGACGGAGAGCAUGGAGAUUUUAUUUCUCGAGUGUGAGGGUGCCGAGGACUACCAUGGGCUUUGCGAGGCCAAGAACAGAGCGUGGAACAUCACGUCACUCUUGAUCGCCUUGAUCUUGCGAACUGGUCUCGUCAUCAUUUCAUAUGGCUGCAAGGUGCCCGCCGGAAUCUUCGUGCCAUCCAUGGCCAUUGGUGCCUUGUUUGGCCGCACCAUUGGCAUCGUGGUGCAGGCACUUCAGGAGUCCUUCCCGAGCAGUUCGUUCUUCUCGAGUUGUGCACCCGACGUACCUUGCAUCACCCCCGGAACGUACGCAUUUCUCGGUGCUGCCGCUGCGCUCAGUGGCAUCAUGCACAUCACAGUUUCGGUCGUUGUAAUUAUGUUUGAGCUGACGGGAGCUCUGGAUUACAUAUUGCCAACGAUGAUUGUUGUGGGAAUCACGAAAAUGGUGAGCGAUCGACUUGGCCAUGGAGGAAUCGCCGACCGUAUGAUCUGGUUCAACGGUUUCCCUUUCUUGGACAACAAGGAGGAGCACAACCUCGGCCUGCCUGUAUCGGCUGCCAUGACCUCCGACUUGGAUACCAUACCCGUCACGGGCAUGACCAUGGAGUCGGUCGAGCGAUUACUAGCCAAGGAUAACUAUCAAGGCUUCCCAAUUGUCGAGGAGAACACCAGUACAGCAGAGAGCAGUAACAACGCUCGACGUGGCCGUAACCUGGUGGGAUUCAUUGGGAGGACGGAGUUGCGGUAUGCUGUCGACCGGGCCCAGCGCGAACGACAAAUAAGCCCGUCGGCCAAAUGUAACUUUAUGCCGAGCGACGUCAACGCAGUGACGCCAAUUACGCCUGCAGAGCAUGCUAGGAGGGCCAGCUUUGUGGGCAACGGGUCUACUGUCGACUUUAGCAGAUUCGUGGACCCGACGCCGGUUACCGUGCAUCCUCGCUUGCCGCUCGAGACGGUUAUGGAGCUGUUCCGCAAGAUCGGGCCGCGGGUGAUUCUGAUUGAGCACCGCGGCAGACUCCUUGGUCUCGUAACCGUCAAGGACUGUCUCAAGUAUCAGUUCAAGGCCGAGGCGGCAGAGAAUGGGCCGUCAUCUCGAGCAGACGAAGAUGAGGUCCAAGAGAAAAUCUGGGCCUUCAUACAACGCGCUGCGUGGUGGGUGGGGGACAAGGUAUCUCUCGCUUCCGGGGGGCGCAUAAGAUUGAACAGCAGUUUUGACGAAACAAGCCGCGUGAGCAGGUCUGGUCACCAAGCCGGACAUAGCGGAAAUCCCAGGAGCACCACCGGCCAGAUCCUCGAGGGAACGGAGGAUGAGAUGGGCGACGAGGUUGGGGCUGUUGAGAUGGAAUAUAGAUAA
Messenger RNA from Pyricularia pennisetigena, 2619 nucleotides. RefSeq lists its product as uncharacterized. NCBI's taxonomy places the organism in Eukaryota, Fungi, Ascomycota, Sordariomycetes, Magnaporthales, Pyriculariaceae. Bases 1 to 2619 code for a protein of 872 amino acids. Gene Ontology annotation, biological process: intracellular copper ion homeostasis; transmembrane transport; intracellular iron ion homeostasis. Gene Ontology annotation, cellular component: endoplasmic reticulum; membrane; fungal-type vacuole. The record is from RefSeq and is a predicted model, not a curated record. The transcript is spliced from 5 exons. Gene Ontology annotation, molecular function: voltage-gated chloride channel activity.